Exophiala oligosperma is the source of this 531-nucleotide messenger RNA. RefSeq lists its product as uncharacterized. Lineage: Eukaryota; Fungi; Ascomycota; Eurotiomycetes; Chaetothyriales; Herpotrichiellaceae. The coding region runs from base 1 to 531 and encodes 176 amino acids. The record is from RefSeq and is a predicted model, not a curated record. The transcript has a single exon.
AUGGAUCUUCCAUCAAAGAACAGCCACGCUGUUUGCGAUAGUUUCCAACAAUACCUUCUCAAGGCGAUGAACUCAAGCGCGGCGCGCUGCUACACAUGCCUUUCCGACGACAGUGAUUCCCUUUGCCAACGUUAUCCGAAUCUGGGGUCUCUGAUUCGCGAAAUCUGCGGAGAUGCUGAAGCAUUUAUACAGGCUCUUUCACUAGCGUCUGUUCCUGUUCCUGAACGUGAACAAGAGCUCCCACCGACUGAUGGCCGGGUGGAUGACAUGUGUGUCGACAGUCGCGAGGAGCUUGCUGUGACUGUCUUGGAGCCAACUCCAACCCAAGCAGAAGAUACCUUACCGACGGAGGUUUCCGACCAUGAGCAGAUGCCUUCAAAUGAAGAUCUUGCUGGGGAGGCAGUCGAGAACGCCCAAAUACGUAGGGAUAAUGGUGUCCAAGCCAUCAACAAAUCUCCGAGUGCCGCUGGAGCUACUAUUGAAGCCAUGGCCAAAGAUCUUCGCGCUCGUGGUCCGUUCCAGCCCGAAUAA